Prorocentrum cordatum is the source of this 1047-nucleotide messenger RNA. The record is from the annotation of a GenBank genome assembly. Lineage: Eukaryota; Dinophyceae; Prorocentrales; Prorocentraceae.
AUGGAGAUUCGUGGCACGGUGGAGCGGCUGGAGAUGGAGAAGUCCGAGCUCGAGUGGCAGGCCGAGGUGCUGCGGUGCCAGUUGGCCAGGCAGCGCAAGAGGGUCACCACAGGGAGUGGCGGGGGGAGGCAAGCGACAUCGAGGCCAUCCGAGGCCAGCGCAGAGAUGAGCGACGUCGAUCAGCGCAAGGUGCUGACCGGCAGAGGCAAGAAGACCCAACUCGCAGACGGUUCCUUGGGGAACUGGGCGGCGUCGCCCUCAGAAGAGCACAACACCUUGGCGGCCAGGCCCAGCAUGCUCAACAUUCCAGACUGCGACGAGGCGCCGCCUCGCCACCGAGAUCCCGCUGCCGACCUGGAGGGGGACGGAGAGGGCGCCACUGAGGACGAGAAGUCGCAGUAUUCCGAGGAGGAGCGCUUCCCGCCGCGGUCGGAGUACAUGAAGGAGCUGAGGGAUGUGCUAAACAAGGAUCAAACGUUCGCCCUCGACCAUUUGACGCGCGCGCCAUCGCGGCAGUUGUCGCGGAUGUCGCACUUGGCGGCGAGUGUACCUCGCACGUUCCUCUACAUCGCAUCCCCCCGCAGUGCGACACGGACCGCAUGGGAGGUUGCGGGCGCUAUCUUUGUUUGCUGGGAUUUGUUCGUUAUUCCUUUGGCAGUCUUCUGUUAUCCAAUGAAUGGAUUGGCAAUUGCGAUGGAGUGGACCACGCUUCUUUACUGGACCCUCAACGUGCCGCAGACUCUCACUGUGGGCUACGAGGCGGGGCUGAAAACUGUGAUGUCUCCUUCUUCAAUUCUGAUUCGAUACCUGAAAGGCUGGUGCAUCAUCGACAUGGUGGUGCUGGUGCCAGACUGGAUCAUUGCUGUGCUCGGCUUGGGAAGCAAUACUGACCAGCAUACUUCGUGCGACAGUGCUGUUGAGGGCACCGGGGCUGUCAAAUUGCUCAGAAAUUUACGCCUCAUGCGCCUUGUUCGGCUCACGCGGAUUACACGGUUGCAGAAGAUGUGGCAGUUGGUGAAAGAAAGGAUAUUGGCGGAUAUUCAUUGA